UCCAUGUACCCAGUACCUAGUCAUGUGAAGCAUAAAAGGGAUACUUUGUACUCCUACGCGACUCGACCGGGGCAGCUCCGCAUUAGAAAUUCACAGUUGCAGAAUGCAUUGAGGCCACCGUGGAAGCCCUUUUGUACACAAUCCAACUGUGAUUACAGAAAGUAUACGAUUUGGCUGACUGGGCGAUUGAAUUAUGACGAAUGUUUACACAGUCGGUUGGUAGCUCAGUUUAAUGUGGUAUAGCGCCGUCCGCGGGUAUGCAGCGACUGCAACACUCGAGCCCACCACUAAAAACUACAGCUGUAUUUUUAGCAUUGGACUCUAAAUCACAAGGCACCGUGUGGAGGCAGUCUAGGGUAUUUUUUCGACCAGGCCCAGCAUGGUGAAUUACUUGUGUCCAGUAACUAGCUGACGACGUCCUACAAAUUGGUGAACUUGAGGACCAGAAUGGAACGGGAGAUGUACGGGGUCAAGACACUGCGUCGACGGGGGGAAGGGGCCGGUGCGAACUUGGCUUCUCUGUCGGUCUUUAUAUUAACAUGUGCUGCUAUUGCGGCGCAUGUAUCAGCAGGUGAUUCAACUACAGUGAACUACAAUACACCUCAAUUAAAACCUUUCACUACCCAUGGACCAAUGCCAGAACUCUACCCUCCAGUCACCAACAGCUUUUUACCCAUUGCCCCUAAACCGGACAACCCCAGCGUCGUUCCGACCCAAAGCCUACCGGCAAAUGACACUCCGCCAACAACUGGGGUUCCAACAACAAUGCCUGUUACAACAACCCCUGUAACAGUUGUACCCCCAACAACGAUCCUUCCAACAACGACGACUGGGCUUCCAACAACUAAACUUCCAACAACUAAGCUUCCAACAACUACGACUAGACUUCCAACAACGACUAGCCUUCCAACAACCACGAAAAGCAUUCCAACAAAAGGUCUUCAAACGAAAGGCGUCCAAGGAAACACUUCCAACACGACUGGCCCUCCCUUAACUACCCACCAGGUGACCCCUCUGUUAGUAACCGACCCUCCAUCGGCAGAUCAAAACACAACACUAGGAAUUACUGAUUCCAACAAAAACCCUGUACCUUCCAACAAACCUCCAACAACUCCUGCUGCCACAGCUCCCACUACACAAGAAAUUCCAGCGCUUGUUCAACCCACUUUUGAAACUGGUCUGGGGCAGGUCACCAAUACACCGCUCACAGAAACCUGGAAACACGCUGAUGUAACGGUUGCUAGUCUUACUUCGUCAUCGCUUGACGCUACCUCCAUCGAGUAUGAUACCAGUAUUGUUUAUGUAACAGUGAACCCACCGUCUGAUAUUACGGGAGGAAAUGAGGCUACACCUUUCGUUAAACCAACCAUAGAGCAAGGAUCAGGAACUGUAACAACAAAUGGAACAGGGUUGAAUCCAGACCACGAAAAAGAUGAGCUAAGGAUGUUACUUCUUAUAGUGGGUGGUUCCAUAGGGGGUGCAGUAACUUUAAUCGUGCUAGUAUUCAUCGUCGUGUAUCGUUUUGCAAAGAAGAGAUCAAGAGAUAAAAACAGCAGAUACUACAACUUCAAAAAGAAGUCUUCCCGAGCAAACUACGAGAAGGUUCUCCAUCUUCAGGAAUACUGCGGGGAGCUGGAAACGGACGUCUCAGCAGCAACCGGGACAGGGACAGGAGCAGGCUGGGUCUUCCAAGAAAACGACAAAGACAACAACAAGACGAUUACACUGGAGCUCGCCCCAAAGGACAAGAACAAACCAACGAACCGAUCCGGUAGAUCCAAGAGCAGAAACAAGAAUAAGAACAACAUCAACAAGAGCACCAGUCGAGGGAAUUACCAGGUCCUCGCGGAGUUAUACCCGACUAGAAAUAUUCCGCCUGACGUGUUACUGUCGGCUGAUGGCGCCGUGGAAAGCAACAGCGAGGACGAAGAGGGCGCUGUUCAUGAAACAAGUUUCAGCGCAGUCACAACGCCCAGUGAUGAUAGAUCGGACCGUGGUUCAGUUAUAACAGACGGUCUGGCCGCGAGGAAUUCAUUUAACGAUGGAGUGAUACCAGUGUGGCCAGCUUGGAACACCAGCCCGUACGUCAAAAUAACGCAGGAUGACGCCGUUGUUGAGCUUUAACCGUGGCCAUAUCCUGCUGACCAUGUCUUCGCAAUCUAGAGGAAGGGAUCCACAGUCAACCCAGUACAAGAACCAACGAGAGUCGUUGUUUAGUUUUGGGAAACCUCCAAUGGUUCCGGAAGUUCACUGCUAUAAAGAGAGCCUACACUUCAUAGGUUUACUUAAUAAUAUCUCUAUCGUCAUCGUGCAACGCGGUAUGCGUUUACACAAAAUUCUUAAUGUUUAUUGUAGGCCUAUUAUUCUUAAAUGUUGCGUUGGUGCCUAAAAUUUCUAAGUUGUUUCGACACAAACACAUUUACGAAACGACUUCAAUGACUAAUACAUUUUUUGGACCAAAUUUGGUUGGUGUUGAUUGUAAUAGGCUUUGGCUUGAGAUAAACACGUGCUUUUAAAAAAUUGCUUCAUCCUUGCUAAGCUACGCAGUGUUGUGGUUUUACCCAAAAGAUAAACAAAUUAGUAAUAUAACUUACUGAAACAGUGCGGUCUUUGUAACAUUUUUAAAGUCAUUUUGAGAGAACAAUUAUUAUCCAUAAGAAGGGACGUACUUAUGUGCGCUUAUCACAUCUCUUGAGGUGUCGUGAUAAUUAUUUUAUGAUUUAGAAAGUAAUUUGACUGCAGUUAAAACAUUUUUUGUUUAUGGAUUCCUUUAAAUCAUUGUUUACUUCAUACAAGGAGACUUAUUUGCGCUUGAUCUACAAUCAUUUCGAGCUGAAUCUGAAAAUGUUUCGUAAACAUUUCUUUGCAUUAAAUUGGCAUGGGUGAAAGAUGAGUGUUAAAUAAACAGUUCUAUGUGCAAUGGUUAGAAACAAAAGCGUAGAUACUAGAUUAAAAUAAAGCAAUUUUUAAUAUUUUUAGUUAAGUUUGUUUAUAUGCUGAGAUUGCGAUUAAACUGAACAGAAACAGAAACUUUUAGGAGUUUUUUUCCCUGACGUAUCAGAAAAGUUUAAUAAUUAUUUUUCGGCGAAUCUUUAAAAAGGGAAUGGUUCCCUAACCUUAAAACAAUAUAAAAGCAAACAAAAUGUAUUUGGUAAUCAAAGAAUAGAGUACAACUCGUUGCGUUCAGUGCAAAAUAUACAGAUAUUUAAACCAAAACCAUACAUUUCAUGGCAUGAUUUAAACAUUAUAAUGCAUUAUUAAUGAAAACAAAAACUGUGGGUUCCCAAUAGACUUUAAAGGGACUUUGCGAACUAACACUCUCGGCCAUUUUAUGGAGUCAACAAGUAAUUUUGAGGCAUAUUUGGGUGGAUCGUUAU
Molecule: messenger RNA, 3377 nt
Organism: Asterias rubens (European starfish)
Lineage: Eukaryota; Metazoa; Echinodermata; Asteroidea; Forcipulatida; Asteriidae
Product: hepatitis A virus cellular receptor 1-like
Exons: 4
Coding region: 448-2124 (558 amino acids)
Source: RefSeq, a predicted model, not a curated record